CCACUCUGCUCAUCAUCAGCGAAUUCCGUCACGUCCUAGACCUACUUCACCGAUGCCUCAUGUUCGUGAAGAUUUACGGCGUCAGAUUGAACGUAAUCAUAUCUCAAGACACAGUGCAGAGGAAAUUGAAGUUCUCCGUAAACGCUUGGCCGAACUCGAGACUCGACAGAAGUCACAGGAAGAUUUUCCCCGACAUGUCUCGAUGUCGGGAAAUGUCAUUAUUGAAGCUGAUUCACCUUUAGCUCCGGAACUUACCGCGGAGGCACUUCCUGCUAAGAUAAAAAUCCCACAAAUUGGCAUGUAUGAUGGAACUUCGGACCCAGAUGCAUACUUGGGUCAUUACACGUCGUGGAUGGAUUUACAUGGAGCCUCAGAUGCUUUGAGAUAUCGGAUGUUUUCGCUUACACUGGGGCCACGAGCACAAAAAUGGUACUAUACUCUUCCACCUCAUUCAAUUUGGAAGUGGCAACAGUUUCGUGCGGCCUUCCGAUCACACUUCAUCAGAGCUCAAAUUUGUCUCAUCCCAAAAGAAUCAAUCACUAACAUCGUGCAAAAGGACGAUGAAACUGUUAAGGACUACGUGUCUCGGUUCAACGACCGAAUUCAAAAUAUGGAGCCUUGUCACCCUGAGACCUUGUUAGUGACUGCAAUCACUGGACUGAAGCCCAACUCGAUGUUUCACUGGACCCUAUGCCAAAACAAACUGGCUACGUUUCAAGAAUUCCUUAUACGAGCUCAACAAUUCAUUAUUGUCGAGGAAUCGAUGUCGGUUCCCAGUUUCGACUUCUCGGCGAAAGAAAACAAGACUGAACCGGAUGCUAAAAAGAAGAAUAAGAAGAACUUUGGGAAAGCACAAUUUCGGAAUUUCUCCAAAGGAUAUGAAAACACCCCAGAGUCCAGGGCCGCUCGUGAUCAAUAUUCAGACAAUGUCAGGACAGGCUAUCAGGCCGUUUAUUCAGCCGGAGCAGCUACUAUAUAUGAAGAACUGAAAGGAAAAGGGAUUAUUCAAGACCCGAGACCCGUGAGAACUCCUGAAGACAAGCUGGACAAAACUCGGUACUGUGCAUACCAUAAGUCUCUGGGACAUAAUACCGAUGAGUGUCUCGGUCUUUUGUCAGCCCUCUUACGAAACCAUCAUGCUCGAGCGGAACCAGUCGAAGACAUCGAAACUAUUUACGUGGAUGGAUUGACUCAGGAAAAAUCAUUGCGCAUUGGAGCUAACCUUCAAGAACCCACACGGUCAUGCUUAAUUCAAUUUCUUCAGUCAAAUUCCGACGUAUUCGCUUGGAAGCAUGAAGACAUGAAAGGAAUAGACCCGCAGAAAGCAUGUCAUCGCUUAAAUUUGGAUAAGACCGUCAAGCCCGUCAUACAGAAAUGCCGAAAAUUCGGCCCAGAUCGCCAGAAGGCUCUUGAAGAGGAAGUGAACAAGCUCAUAGACAAUAAGUUCGUCAAAGAAGCCAAGUACCCGACGUGGAUAUCAAAUCCUGUCUUGGUUAAGAAAGCCACCGGCCUUUGGUGUCUGUGCAUUGAUUUCUCGGAUUUGAAUCAAGCAUGCCCGAAAGAUAGCUAUCCAAUUUCACACAUUGAUUACAUGGUAGACGCUACAUCGGAACAUCAACUCAUGAGCUUUUUGGAUGCCUAUUCCGGUUACAAUCAAAUUCCCAUGCACCCUGAUGAUGCUGAAUAUACAUCGUUCUACUCAGCCCGAGGUCUGUAUUGCUAUGUCAUGAUGACUUUUGGAUUGAAGAAUGCUGGGGCCACAUACCAAAGGUUGGUCAAUAAGAUGUUCGCUCGUUUGAUCGGUCGUACAAUGGAAGUUUACGUAGACGACAUGCUGGUGAAAUCGGAACAAGCCUCUGACCACAUCACUCAUCUUUCUGAAGUCUUUGACAUUCUCCGAGAAUACUCCAUGGUGCUUAAUCCCAAGAAGUGCACCUUCGGGGUUGGAUCAGGGAAAUUUUUAGGAUACAUGGUGAGUCAGAGAGGAAUUGAAGCCAAUCCUGCCAAGAUCCAAGCCAUACUUGAAUUGGCUCCCCCGAUAUCUAUUAAGGGUGUCCAAGCUUUAACUGGUCGACUGGCAGCUCUGAACCGAUUCAUUUCAAAGUCGACGGAUCAUUGUAAGCCGUUCUUUGACGCCAUCAGAAAGAAGAAGUCGUUCGAAUGGACCGCGGAAUGUCAGAAUGCUUUUGACAACAUCAAAGAUGUCCUUUCACGGUUACCGACGUUGCAAAAACCUCUUCCUGAUGAACCUUUGUAUUUGUACUUGGGUGUAAGUGAUGUUGCUGUUAGUGUUGUUCUUAUACGACAAGAUGGGCUUCAGCAGUUCCCGAUAUAUUACGUUAGCAAGGCCUUACAUGACGCUGAAUUGCGAUAUCCGUAUAUGGAGAAAUUAGCCUUUGCUCUGAUCAUUGCUGCACGAAAGCUGCGCCCAUAUUUUCUGGAGCAUUCUGUUAUCGUGUUUACAUCAUACCCUCUCCGACAAGUCCUUCACCGUCCUGACACAUCGGGAAGAAUGAUUAAGUGGGCGAUAGAACUGGGACAGUUUGAUAUUCAGUACCGACCACGAACUUCCAUCAAAGCUCAAGUGUUAUCUGAUUUCAUUGCAGAGUUUACCCCAAUU
This is a messenger RNA of Striga hermonthica, 2620 nucleotides long. Lineage: Eukaryota; Viridiplantae; Streptophyta; Magnoliopsida; Lamiales; Orobanchaceae. The record is from the annotation of a GenBank genome assembly.